AUGCACGCUCUUCAUGCGAGGUGGACCAUCGCUGCAGGAUUCGAAGACGUCAUUUUGGAUGUUCCCGUGGUCGGUGGAGCGCACAAUUUAAUCAAGAAGCCGCUGGCGUGCUUGGCGUCGCGAGCCAAGUUCUUCCCAACAAGGAGGCCUCCGUCAAAUUGUCCGAAUAACGGCAUCGCCGUGCGCAGCAUGCUGGAGCAAGGAUUUCUCUUCAAUGUGAUCGCCCGCGUGUUGUCCGACGUCUGCGUGGUCCCCACGGCAGAAGCAGAAUCACAGGCGAUUGCGACUUUGUCGUUAGAACGGCACGCAAUCGCAAGUUGCGCCCACUCUUUGUCGGGCCAGCGGGGGUCUAGCAAAGAGGCGGCGGACGCCCAGUUGUUCUACAGAAAGUUCCGGCAGACUGCAUCGAAUUGGAGUGAAUUCGGGAUGGAUUGCGCGAGCGCGUUUCCUAUCGGCCAGUUGGGCAGUCCUAUUUGUUCAAUCCAUUCAGUAGGUGCGCACCUGACGCCUGCAGAGCUUCUGGGCAGUUUGCAGUCGCUAUCGCUGAACCGCGUGAGAUCUGAUGCACUAACAGAUCCCAGACUUCGCUCGCAUCGAGAUCUGGUCAAAAACACUAGUAGCCCUUGUGCGUUCGUGGUUGCCAAGGGUCAGCAAGGCUACCGAGCUGCACGCCCUGGUCACGUUGUUCUUCCUCCUGCAACGAAUGUGAGAAUAUCCCCGAUCAAGUUUGACAAGUAUUCUGCCCCUCAUGCGAACCGCCUUGUAGAUUGUGAUCACCGGCUCAUGGCUUGCACUUUGUUGGACACGUUGAAUUUCUUGCCGGGCAAGAGGAGCAUGACCCGCAGUCAGUGCAGUCAUGUGUUCGUGCACAUGCGUAUCGGAAACGCACGGUCAGGCAUUUAUCCAGCCAAAGAACCAGCGGUCGAACGCGCCUGUUCUAUCAAGAAGGUCCUUCGAACACGUGAUCUACGCUGGCUUGCACCAGGGCAGCGCAACAAUCUAAUAGAGAUCUCCAAGCCGUUUGCCAUCGGUCAUUGCGCAACCGCGCGUGCGAACAGUGUCAGUCAAUUGUUGCGUCGCCGCCGUCCACAAUCUUCAACUCCCCACACGCAUUUUUUUUGA
Prorocentrum cordatum is the source of this 1122-nucleotide messenger RNA. NCBI's taxonomy places the organism in Eukaryota, Dinophyceae, Prorocentrales, Prorocentraceae. The record is from the annotation of a GenBank genome assembly.